This is a messenger RNA of Phragmites australis (common reed), 1510 nucleotides long. Its product is annotated as transcription factor WRKY19-like. Gene Ontology annotation, molecular function: DNA-binding transcription factor activity; transcription cis-regulatory region binding. The record is from RefSeq and is a predicted model, not a curated record. Gene Ontology annotation, cellular component: nucleus. Bases 220 to 1242 code for a protein of 340 amino acids. Gene Ontology annotation, biological process: regulation of DNA-templated transcription. The transcript has 3 exons. Lineage: Eukaryota; Viridiplantae; Streptophyta; Magnoliopsida; Poales; Poaceae.
UGCCAUCGUUUCUUCGUUAUAUAAGGAGCGUCCCCCUCCGCUUCACUCCCUCACCCCCAACUCCCCCUACCUGCCUCUUCCAAUCAACACACCACACAAAAAUCUAGCUUCCUCGAGCAACAAAGCAUUCUUGCCUCCAGUGUUGCAACACUAUACUCAUCAAUUCUCUGCUUGCAAUUGUUUUCUUGUGACGACAAAGAGCAAGAGAGUGAGAGAGAGAUGGAGAGCAAUGGAGGCCUGGUGGUGACGGAACUGAGCCACAUCAAGGAGCUGGUGAGGCAGCUGGAGGUGCACCUGGGCCGGUCGCCCGAGCUCUGCAAGCAUCUGGUCUCGCAGAUCUUCUUCCUCACCGAGAGGUCCAUCGUCAUGAUCACCUCUUCCAACCUCGACGGCGGCCGGAAGCGGUCCGCAGCCGACGCCGGCCUCGCAUCGGCGACGCCUAGUCCCCUCAGUAACGUCGCGGACGUGCCUUUCAAGACCAUCAAGAAGAGGAAGAUGAUGGAGAAGCGGAAGCAUCAGGUGAGGGUGAACUCCGCAGGAGGCGGCGAGAGCCGGGUCGACGACGGCCACAGCUGGAGGAAGUAUGGCCAGAAGGAGAUUCUUGGAGCCAAGCACCCAAGGGGUUACUACCGGUGCACGCACCGCCACUCCCAGGGAUGCGCGGCGACGAAGCAGGUGCAGCGCACUGACGACGACCCGGCGCUCUUCGACGUGAUCUACCAUGGCAAGCACACAUGUGUUCAGAGGGCGGCGGCGGCGGGGGCAGGGCAGCCGGCCGCGGCCACGCAGUCGCCGGAGCACAACCCGGAUGCGCACAGCCUCCUGCAGAGCCUGAGCGCGAACCUGACAGUGAAGACUGACGGGCUGAGCAUGGCGGUGGAGCCACAGGGCUGGAGCACCGCCAGUGCCACGCCAUUCUGCUUCUCCUCGACGCCGGCCAGCGGCGACCUCGCGCGGGAGUGGAGCACGUUCUUUGCAGCAUCGACGCCGGAAAACUGGGGCGUGUCGCCGGCAACCUCGGACUCUAACAACGUCGUCUCCUUACCGCCGUUGGAUGCCGCCGAACACGCCGAGUGGCGAGCACAGUCCGAACACCAAGAAAUGGUGUCCGCACUCGUCGAGGCCGCCACAAGCGCGCCGGAGCCCACCGUGGACAUGGACUUCGUCGACGAGUUCUUCAACCUCGAUCCAAGCAUCGAAAACCUCGAUCCAAGCAUUUUAAGCUACUUUGCCAAUCCAUAAGUACCUGAUGAACAGUAGGGAAUUGAUCAUCAGGUUAUGUGACACCCCUCUGGGCUCUGGCGUUUGUCCAGGGACAGAGGAGGAAAGAGCACUAGUACUUCUUCCUGGGUCAGUGCUGGUGUAAACCUUAGGAGAUAGGCAUAGUAGACUCCUUUCUCUCUAAUUUUUUGGUUGAGGUUGUAAAUUACACGGCUUUGUGUUGGGGCUUUAAACUAGACAACCAUGAAUGUUUAAUUGUUUAUGGCAGUAAUUUGGACGUUUUUGGAUA